UCCCCCCACCUUCCGGACUUGCUGACCCGCUCUUCCCCCCCGUAGCACGAAUGACGAAAGAGUCGGCGCCUGGCUCUCGCUACCAAUUGGGUAGGCUCCGGGAGCCCUCCCUGUUAGAGAGUAUACGUCUGUAUCUGGCAUAUCUACACGAUAAGUCAGCAGACGUAUGCAUUGCGGGCAAAACCAGCGCCAGCAUUAGGUUGCGACUCGCAACCGAAGGGCUCCCCGCGCGAAGGGAAGAACUGCUGAACCUAUACAAGCAGUUCUACCUUUCGUACGGCCUUUCGGAGGCAGACGCCGACUCAGACCUAUACGCACUACGCCUCCAGACCCAGACUGAACGGACUGCUUACUUACAGAGAGCCCGUGAAACACAUAACAAGUACAUAAGACCAUAA
Acanthoscelides obtectus is the source of this 398-nucleotide messenger RNA. The record is from the annotation of a GenBank genome assembly. Lineage: Eukaryota; Metazoa; Arthropoda; Insecta; Coleoptera; Chrysomelidae.